AUGACGACCGGGGCCGUCACGGAGAGCUUCCCGGAGAGCAGCGAGCCGCUGCUCCCGACGAAGCGGCGAUGGGAGGGAGAGGACGGCGGCGGCGACGAGGCCGCCUUCCACGAGUUCAACGGCGCCUCCUUCGCCGGCGCGGUGUUCAACCUGUCCACCACCAUCGUCGGCGCCGGCAUCAUGGCGCUGCCGGCGACCAUGAAGGUGCUCGGCCUCGUCCCUGGGCUGGUCAUGAUCGUGCUCGCCGCCUUCCUCACCGACGCCUCCGUCGAGCUGCUCAUGCGGUUCAGCCGCGUCGUCGGCGCGCCGUCCUACGGCGCCGUCAUGGGGGACGCCUUCGGGUGGUGGGGAAGGAGGCUGCUCCAGGUCUGCGUCGUGGUCAACAACGUCGGGGUCAUGAUCGUGUACAUGAUUAUUAUAGGUGAUGUGCUUUCUGGAACGUCCUCUGGUGGUGAGCACCACUAUGGUGUAUUAGAAGGAUGGUUUGGUACACACUGGUGGAAUGGGCGAUUCUUUGUUCUCCUGGUUACUACUCUCGGUGUAUUUACUCCACUAGCGUGUUUCAAGCGUGUCGAUUCACUGAGCUAUACAUCCGCCAUAUCUGUUGCUUUGGCAGUUGUAUUCGUUGUUAUCACUGCCGGAAUUGCUAUUGUGAAAUUGAUACACGGACAAAUUCCGAUGCCCAAAUUGUUCCCUGCAGUUCCUGAUUUGGCAUCUGUCUGGGAACUUUUCACAGCAGUGCCAGUUCUUGUCACUGCUUAUGUUUGUCAUUAUAACGUUCACCCAAUCCAUAAUGAACUCAAGGAGUCUUCCCAGAUCAAGCCAAUAGUGCACACAUCACUGGCUCUAUGCUCAACUGUUUAUAUCACAACAAGUUUCUUUGGAUAUCUUCUGUUUGGUGAAUCUACACUCGCUGAUGUGCUCGCUAACUUCGAUUCAAACCUCGGCAUUCCAUAUAGUUCAGUUCUUAGUGAUGCUGUCAGAGUCAGCUAUGCUAUCCACCUUAUGCUCGUGUUCCCCAUGAUAUUCCACGCAUUGCGGCUUAAUCUGGAUGGGCUUCUCUUUUCCUCUGCAAGGCCCUUAUCUUCUGAUAACAGAAGGUUUGGUGUAAUGACAGCGGUGCUCCUCCUUGUGAUUUUCAUAUCCGCAAACUUCAUUCCUAGCAUCUGGGAUGCCUUCCAGUUUACCGGGGCUACUGCUGCUGUUUGUAUUGCCUUCAUUUUCCCAGCUGCAAUCACUUUAAGGGAUCCACACAGCAUAGCGAAAAAGUGGGACAAGAUUCUGGCCAUCUUCAUGAUUGUUCUUGCAGUCACUUCGAACGUAGUAGCAGUGUACAGUGAUGCAUAUUCGAUAUUCCACAAGAAAAGUGCCUCCUCCAAUGCCUGA
This is a messenger RNA of Triticum turgidum subsp. durum (durum wheat), 1386 nucleotides long. The record is from the annotation of a GenBank genome assembly. NCBI's taxonomy places the organism in Eukaryota, Viridiplantae, Streptophyta, Magnoliopsida, Poales, Poaceae.